CCAUUUAUUUUAUUUAUUAUUUUUCAAGUGCAAAGUGUUUACAUUUCUUCUUAUUAUUAUUAUCAGAUCAGUCGGAGUAGUUUUUGCUGAUUAGGAAGAGAGAUGAAGAAUGAAACCCACCUCAGACCCCCUAAUUUCUUUCAUAUUUUCAAGCUUUGAUUCAUACCCGCUAAUAAAUUCGCCUUCUUUUAUAUCCUCGUAACUUCGUUUCUUCUCCUCGAGUCAUCCAUUUUUAGAAAAGUUUGUUUUGCUUUUAUCUCUUUAAUUGCAGAACAAAAAAAAAUCUGUUAUCUGGGCUUUGGCUUUCUUUCUUUUUUAAUUCUUUUAAAGCUUUCACUUAAUUCUGGAUUUUUGAAGAUAAUUCCAUUUUCAUUUUUUUAAUAUUUUUUAUAAUUAUAAUAAUAUGAAAAAGGAACUGUCGUAGCCAUAUUCAAAUGUGAGACCUUUUUUCUGUGUCUUGUUUGCAACUCUUCCUCUCAUCAAUUUCUUUAAAUAAAACCCAUUUGGGAUUUCUUCAAAUUUCCAAGCUUGCAAGCUUAAAAAAAUUUACCUUUUCAUGUUUCAAAGCUUGUGGUUUUUUCUCAUUUUUGAUAAAGCCCUUAUAACCCAUAUUUUCUUUUCUCUUGACCUAUAAGAAAAAAUGUUUGGUACUCAAAGCAAAAGGGACCUUGCCUUGGAAUUGCAAGCACAAUUUCCAAUCUUAAGGCCAAGCAUUCAUGCAAGAAGGGCAAACCUAACAGUGAAAUUCCAAGACCUUUAUGGGUUCACAGUAGAAGGCAAUGUGGAUGAUGUUAAUGUGUUGAAUGAGGUAAGAGAAAAGGUAAGGCAACAAGGGCGUGUUUGGUGGGCACUUGAAGCAAGCAAAGGAGCCAAUUGGUAUUUGCAGCCACAGUUUUCUUCAUUAUCUGAAGGAAUUGCGUUGAAAUCUUCACUCAAAUUUUCAGCUUUGGCUAAUGCUAUUACAUUGAAGAAGCUUAUUAGGAAAGGUAUUCCCCCUGUGCUUAGGCCUAAGGUUUGGUUUUCGCUUUCGGGUGCCGCCAAGAAGAAGUCUACGGUACCUGAAAGCUAUUAUAAUGAUUUGACAAAGGCGGUAGAGGGUAAGGUCACACCUGCUACACGGCAGAUUGAUCAUGACCUUCCACGAACCUUCCCUGGUCACCCAUGGUUGGACACCCCAGAGGGCCAUGCAGCUCUCCGGCGUGUGCUUGUUGGUUAUUCUUUUCGUGAUUCUGAUGUGGGCUACUGUCAGGGCUUAAAUUAUGUUGCAGCAUUGUUAUUGCUUGUUAUGAAAACAGAGGAAGAUGCAUUUUGGAUGCUUGCAGUCCUCCUUGAAAAUGUUUUAGUCAGUGACUGCUAUACAAAUAACUUAUCUGGAUGCCAUGUUGAGCAAAGGGUUUUUAAAGAUUUACUUGCUAAGAAGUGCCCAAGGAUUGCAGCUCAUUUGGAAGCGCUGGAGUUUGAUGUCUCCCUUGUUGCUACUGAGUGGUUCCUGUGUCUUUUUUCUAAAAGCUUGCCUUCAGAGACAACUCUGCGGGUGUGGGAUGUCCUUUUCUAUGAGGGGGCAAAGGUUCUUUUUCAUGCAGCUUUGGCUAUAUUUAAGAUGAAGGAAGAAGAGUUGCUGCUAACACAUCAGGUUGGUGACGUUAUUAAUAUAUUACAGAGAACUACCCAUCACCUAUUUGAACCUGAUGAUUUAUUGACAGUUGCAUUUGAUAAGAUCGGUUUUAUGACGACAAACACGAUAUCAAAGCAAAGGAAAAAGCAAGAACCGGAAGUAAUGAAAGAGCUUGAUCAGAGAUUGAGAAGACUAAACUCUCUCAGAGAGGAUGACAAGUAACUAUUGUUGUGAGAAGACCAAGUUGUAGGUCAAACAUCCAACACUAGACCCGUUGCCCGUGUGUGGAAGAAUAUGAAAUUAAUGCCUGAUAAAGUGUAGAUUUUCUGCCAGGGACCAGGUAAAGAGUGUUUGUUUUCUUCCAGGAUGUUGUAGGUGAUAAAAUGUAAAUUUUGAAUCCAUACAGUCUACGCAGCUGAUGCUAUAUUAAUGUAGUCUAUUUUAAUGUAGGUUGGCUCACAAGAAAUGUUAGGUGAAAUUUUAUUCUA
Durio zibethinus is the source of this 2103-nucleotide messenger RNA. NCBI's taxonomy places the organism in Eukaryota, Viridiplantae, Streptophyta, Magnoliopsida, Malvales, Malvaceae. The record is from RefSeq and is a predicted model, not a curated record.